UUCAAAGAGAAAAUGCAUUCAGUCAAAUAUGAGCUAGCUCUUGAACAGCUAACUAGCAUAUGAGCCUGGGCCUUCGUAUGGGCUAAAUUAUGGCCCUGAGCCAAUGAGCGCAUAUGGGCCUCGGCCUCAGUGGGCCACUAGAUAUCCCCCAUCACCAGCUAACCUCUGUAUUGAGCUAGCUCCUGAGCCCCGGAUUGAGGCGGAGGAUGGCUCAGCUGAUCCGCCCACUACGGCAAUGGCCGCCGAGGUUCCAACACUACCGCUACCGGUCCUCCUCACCGCUUAACCACCUGCACGUUCUCUUAUCCUCUCACACAGCGCUGUCGCCGACGGAAACGGGCUGCAACCGCCAGCGCUUUGCUAGCACAGUCCCCUCGGCUCUCCGCCGGUCCCGCGCGCUCCGGCUGCCCAAAGCUCCGGCUCCUUACGAGUUCCGCGAAAGCGACUCCAGCAGCGACUCCGACGAUGACCCCUCCAGGAAGAGCCGCAAUCAGAAGAAGCGCGAGGCCCGGCGCGCCGUGCUGUGGGGCAUGGACCUCGCUUCUUUCUCUGCUCCUCAAAUCAAACUCAUCCUCAGAGCGGCUUCUUUGGAGGAAGAAGUGUUUGAAGCUCUCAUGUUAGUGAAGGUGUUCGAUUAUUUGUCACAGAGACUGGGACGGGAUGUUCGAGAAGGAAAGAGGAGGCAAUUCAGUUAUAUAGGGAAGUUGCUGCGGGAAGCAGAACCUGAAUUAUUGGAUGCUUUGAUUCAGGCUACAAAGGAUGGCGAUCAGAGUAGGCUGCAAGCGUUAUCUGGGACCGAAGUUGCAGUUGACGAAGAUGAUUCUGAGGAGGACAUUUAUGAAGAAGAGUAUGAGGAGGAAGAUGAGGAAUCCCUUGAAUAUGUAAGGAUUGCAACAAGGUGGUUUGAUGGUCUUGUCAAUAGAGAUGUUGGGAUAACCAACGAAGUGUACUCCAUUCAGAGCAUUGACUUCGAACGGCAAGAGCUUCGAAAGCUGGUGCGGAAAGUUCACUCAAUUCAAGAACAACAGGCUUCAGUCGACAAUGAUGAGGGAGGAGCAGAACUAAUAGGUGCAGAGAAGUCUCUUUCCCGUUUCCUUCGUACUCUUGCAAAGCGAAUGCCAAUUGCUGAAAUUUAAAUCGGAAUUUGUACCUCUUUGUAACAUUAAAUUAGCCAAGAUGAAUAAUAAGAAGAUGUGCUCUAUUUAUCUGUACAACCAAAUCAAAAGCUUGUUCUCACAUUCUUCGCGAUACACUCCGCAAUAAGAAGCAUGUCUGUUCAAAAGGUUUCUUUCA
Punica granatum (pomegranate) is the source of this 1293-nucleotide messenger RNA. The record is from RefSeq and is a predicted model, not a curated record. NCBI's taxonomy places the organism in Eukaryota, Viridiplantae, Streptophyta, Magnoliopsida, Myrtales, Lythraceae.